Spirodela intermedia is the source of this 2254-nucleotide messenger RNA. Lineage: Eukaryota; Viridiplantae; Streptophyta; Magnoliopsida; Alismatales; Araceae. The record is from the annotation of a GenBank genome assembly.
AUGGAUAUCGCCGCCGCAGUGGUGGCGAGGGGAAACUUGUUCUCCCCGAAGGUUCUCUCCUACGCAGAGGAGAAUGAUCGUUGCGGUGUCCUUUGUGGAGCUGUGGGCAAGUCCCUCCGCCUGUCGAGGAGCCGUGGCCGUUUAGCCGGCAUCCGGUGUGAGGGCCUGCCGCCGGCGGGGGCAUCAGAGGCCCGAGACGACGGCUUCUACAUGAGGCGUUGCGUCGAUCUUGCCAGGCGGGCCGUUGGUUGCACCUCCCCCAAUCCCAUGGUGGGAUGCGUGAUCGUGAAGGCUGGGGAGGUCGUUGGCGAGGGGUUCCACCCUAAGGCGGGGCAGCCUCAUGCGGAGGUCAAGUUUUCUUCCCUGUUUUGCUCUCUAUUCCCUAUUAUUCUCUGCAAAUCUCGGACGACACUCCCGUCAUCUGGUUCUAGAGGAAUUCAAUGUCUGCUUCAAAUCUGGAGUAUUAAAAACGGCAUUGAAAAUGCACCGAGUUUCUAUUGCAGAUGAAUGCUAGAAUGAAUCAAAACUAGAUGAUCGGUAAUUUUUCUUCUCUGUUGUGAACAGAAUCAAAUGAUUACUGCAUCGCAUGUUCCUCACGGUUUCCGAUUCAAAAAAUGAUUAAUGAGCAUAAAUACUUCCUUCUUCUCAGAUAUUUUCUUAGAAAAGGAAAUGCAUCGAUGAACGCAGGUUUUUGCUCUGAGGGAUGCUGGAGAACUGGCAGAGAAUGCGACGGCCUAUGUGAGUCUGGAGCCUUGUAACCAUUAUGGGAGGACUCCCCCCUGCACCGAAGCAUUAAUCAAAGCUAAAGUCAAGCGUGUAGUGGUGGGGAUGGUGGAUCCAAAUCCAAUUGUUGCUUCAAGAGGAGUGGAGAGACUCAGAGAGUCCGGGAUUGAAGUCGCUGUUGGCAUAGAGGAGGCACUGUGCAAAAGACUAAAUGAGGCGUAUAUUCACCGGAUGCUCUCCGGGAGGCCAUUUCUCACUCUACGGUACUUCUUCUUCCUUCCUCCACUCUAAGAAUGGCCCCUUCUAUUUAUUCAGAAACCAGGAGAUAUUUAUUGACCUCUCAGUUUAUUUCAUUCUUCUCGGGUUGUCAUAAUAUGGUUGUCGCGGUUUUUGAUGCCACCCAAGUUCUUGGAAUCACUAUAUAUAGCUUACCCAUUAUAGCCGAAGUUUCUACUUUUGGUAAUUUAGUGAGGCCAUGGAUUGACCUCAUUUUUGACCUCACAAUUUAUUUCAUUCUUCUCGGGUUGCCAUAAUAUGGUUGCCGGGGCUUUUGAUGCCACCCAAAUUCUUGGAAUUACUAUAAAGCGUACCCAUUAUAGCUAAAGUUUCUAUUUUUGGUAAUUUAGUGCGGCCAUGGACCGUUGACUUGUCUGCUCAUCUGCAGCUAGACUUGAUCAUGCUAUCAUCUACGUAUCUACCAUUUUUGCCUAUUGUAUGCUUAAUAAAUUCUAAAUGGGGAAAUUAUGGAGACGACAAUUAAAUAUAUAUUCAUCUGGGCCAUGCUAGAAGACGUGUAGGAUCUAGAAAGUGAUAUCUCCCAAAUUGGGUUUCUUUUGUAUUACCAAAAUUGUCGUCAACUUCUUUCCUUUUUUACAUGCUCCCUGUCUCUCCCUAUUCUGAUCACAGGUACUCACUCUCCAUCAACGGAGGAGGGAUCCUCGAUCACACAGGGAGAGGAGCAAAGGAGUCAGGUGGAUACUACUCGCAGCUGCUGCGAGAUUACGACGGAGUGGUGGUGUCUGGCAGCUCAUUUGACGAAAAGUCAACCCUACCGGCCUCACAGGAAGUGGGCGCCAACCAGCCGGCCAUCAUCAUAAUUGCAGCAAAGGGGGGCCCGCCGUUGCGCCUCCCGGCUUCGGUUGAGGCCAGCCGUCGGAUGGUUAUCUUCCUGGAAGAUGGCGCCACCGUUGACCCAGAGACUGACCGGAAUCUGAGCCAGCUUGGGAUCGAGAAGGUAGUGCUCGAUGAACUACGGUUGACCCCAGUCGUCGAGUACUGCUCGCGCCAGGGGAUGUGCAGCCUGUUGGUGGACUUUUCAGGUGACUCUGCAGGCUUUGUUGAGAUGCUCGGAGAAGCUGGGGAAGUGGGGCUGGUGCAGAAGGUGGUAGUUGAACUCUGCUCUGCAUGGGAGGGUCAACAUAUGGCGGCGGUGGCGGCUCCUCUGGGGGUAGUGGGCAGGCCAUUCCAAUUUAGGCAUCUACAGUCGUGGGUCUCCAAGGACAGCGUUGUGGUGGAGGGCUACGUUGCCUAA